Diospyros lotus (date-plum) is the source of this 1190-nucleotide messenger RNA. RefSeq names its product transcription factor MYB93. NCBI's taxonomy places the organism in Eukaryota, Viridiplantae, Streptophyta, Magnoliopsida, Ericales, Ebenaceae. Bases 72 to 1043 code for a protein of 323 amino acids. The record is from RefSeq and is a predicted model, not a curated record. The transcript is spliced from 3 exons.
UAGCUGGAGCAGAGUAGCCAAAUCAUCAAGACAUCCAGAAAGCAGAGUAGCUUGAAAUAUAUAGAGAAUCAAUGGGGAGGUCCCCUUGCUGUGACGAUGAAAAUGGCCUCAAAAAGGGACACUGGACUCCUGAAGAAGAUCAAAAGCUUGUUGAUUACAUCCAGAAAAACGGCCAUGGAAGUUGGAGAGCCCUCCCUAAGCUUGCUGGUCUGAAUAGAUGUGGCAAGAGCUGUAGAUUAAGAUGGACGAAUUACUUGAGGCCUGACAUCAAGAGAGGCAAAUUUUCUGAAGAAGAAGAGCAAACUAUUCUGAGUCUACAUUCCAUCCUUGGAAACAAAUGGUCAGCAAUUGCGACCCAUCUACCAGGGCGCACAGACAACGAAAUCAAGAAUUUCUGGAACACCCAUCUGAAGAAGAAACUGAUUCAAAUGGGUUUCGAUCCGAUGACCCACAGACCCAGAACAGACCUCUUUACCAGCUUGUCUCACCUCAUAGCCCUAGCCAAGCUUGUGGAACAGCCACCAUUAAUAGAUCAAGAACAAGCUGCCCAAUUGGCCAAACUUCACUCCUUGCAAUUUCUUUUCCAGUCAUCAUUGUCAUCAUCGACACCCACAAUAAACCCUAAUAAUAGUAGUAUUUCAGAUCUUGAGCUUCUCAGUCUGCUGAAUUCAGCUUCAACCCAGAUGCUGCAGAAUCAUGCCCUAUUUUCCAUUGAAAAUAAUGCAACUUCUCAACCACUCCGUGAACAACCUUUCACCACCUCCUCAUCAUCCUAUCUGCCAGUUGACCCACAAGUCCCUUUCUGUUUCCAAACACCCUUGAACGGCGAUGAUCAGAUCAUUGGCCAAGUGGGCAAUAAUUAUAUUAACCCGUCUAACUUUGCAUGGCUUCAUCACUCUUCUCCGGCGCCGGCGAAAAGAGAGAAUUUCUUGAGCAAUCUGGGAGAAAGCAGCAGCGGCUCCAGCCAUGGAGGUUCUGGAGCUUCUUCCUACAACUGGAAUGAACUGCUUUUUGAGGAGCCAUUCACGAAUACGAUUUCUUAGUUAUGGAUAGUUUCAUGGGUUUGGCGUUGCUUUUGUUGGUUCAUAAUAGGAUAUAUGUAUAGACAUGCAUGUUUGGACAGCAGAGUUUACAUGUGGUGGGUGUGUGUAUAUAUAUAUAUAUAUAUAUAUCUUUGAUGAUGAGUUUAA